ACAGCACAGACCCGGCCUGGGUUUGUCUCCACCAGCACUAGAGCCCACACUCCACUGACUGAGCACCAUGAAGGUCACCGGAGCUGCCAUCGCCCUCCUGCUCUGCACCAUGGCCCUCUGCAGCCAGGUCUUCUCAGCACCACUUGGUGCUGACACCCCGACCGCAUGCUGCUUCUCCUAUGCCCUUCGGCAGAUUCCACGCAAAUUCAUAGUCGACUAUUUUGAGACCAGCAGCCAGUGCUCCAAGCCCGGUGUCAUCUUCCAAACAAAAAAGAACCGGGAGGUCUGUGCCAACCCCAGUGAUGGCUGGGUGCAGGAAUACAUCAUGGACGAGGAGCUGAAUGCCUGAGUGGCCUGGAAGCUUUGAGAAACCCAGUGACCUCAAUUGGGCAAUUGGAGCAGGGGCCUCAGCCUCCAUAGCUACCUCUUCUGUGGAAUGGUUGUUGCUAAACAGCUACACUCUGGGAACUUCUUAACUUGAAAUUUCAACUUAUUUAUACUAUUUAAUUUUUGUA
Molecule: messenger RNA, 515 nt
Organism: Talpa occidentalis (Iberian mole)
Lineage: Eukaryota; Metazoa; Chordata; Mammalia; Eulipotyphla; Talpidae
Product: C-C motif chemokine 3-like
Exons: 3
Coding region: 68-349 (93 amino acids)
Biological process (GO): immune response; neutrophil chemotaxis; G protein-coupled receptor signaling pathway
Cellular component (GO): extracellular region
Molecular function (GO): chemokine activity; CCR chemokine receptor binding
Source: RefSeq, a predicted model, not a curated record